Messenger RNA from Megalopta genalis, 544 nucleotides. RefSeq names its product translation machinery-associated protein 7 homolog. Lineage: Eukaryota; Metazoa; Arthropoda; Insecta; Hymenoptera; Halictidae. The record is from RefSeq and is a predicted model, not a curated record.
AGAUCCUGGGACAGAAAAAUCACGUGACUAACCCAUGUCGGACAACACAGAAUCGUUCGCUUGCGCUGUGGAGGCAUUAAUUUGGUACGAAAACAUUCGAUUCUGACGUACCGCACCACGAAAGCUGACCGACAACUUCGUCCACACUUAUUAUUCGUCCGAAAGAAUGUCUGGUCGGGACGGUGGCAAGAAAAAACCUCUGAAGGCGCCCAAAAAGGAACCGAAGCAGCUGGACGACGAUGACGUUGCUUUCAAACAAAAGCAAAAGGAACAACAGAAAGCCCUCCAGGAGGCCGCGAAAAAGGCUAGUCAGAGAGGGCCCCUGGUCACGGGUGGCAUAAAGAAAUCUGGCAAAAAAUGAUCUAUCCAAGACUGAGAAGAUCGCAUUUUUCGUGCGCUCUGUGUUUUUUUACCGAGACAUGAUUUUUGAUAUUAAUUAGCGUGUCAAUUGCAACAUCUGUCGACGGCGUUACUACGAGAAAUGGUAAAACCACUUGUAAAUAAAACGAUCAUGUAUUAAAUCACAGUAGUAACAUGCAUUUAA